AUGUGGCUGCGGGCAGCGCCGCUGGAACGCACCCAGCUUCCACAGCCAGGCACGCCGGCAUGGACGUCGUUUCUGUGUGAAGUACUAGCAGAGGCCUUUAGUAUCGCGCGCCAGGUCAAUGUGAGUCUGCGGUGGGGCACGGUACAGGGACAGGGCAAGACGGUGACCGCCUCGAUUCCCUCGCUGGACCCGCCUGGAUCGCCUUUGCGGCAUGCGCACUGGCACUCGCGCUCUUCGCUGCAUUUUGUCCAAGACUCGUCUCUGACGUUUGACGCAUUUGAGCAGGGUCUGCUGCGUGACCACACGCGGCAUGAGCAGGACUACAUCGAGGCGCUCGAGCAUGCCGAGUGUCUGGAGACGUUAGUGCCGGGGCUCGCGGACAUCUGGCACAUGAAGUACCGAACGCCGAUGUGCACGUCGAAUCGCGACUUUGUCGAGCUGGUGCUGAUGCUCCCGCUGCCGUCGGCGCCGCUGCCGUUCAACGUGUUUCACGAGCGAGAGACCCUCCACAUGCUCCAAGAGACCGGCUCGUUGCCUGCGCGCUGUGACAAGACGGCGCGCCGCUCGUUCAUGGUCGUGAGUCUUCCGAUCAAGCACGCCGAGUCGCCCGGGUACGUCCGCGGCUACUAUGCGAGUGUCGAAGGCGUGCGUGAGGACGUGACCAUGGUCCGCCCCGGCGAGCUCGGCACGCAGUGGAUGUUGUCGACACAAACGGAGGCGGGCGGUCUGAUCCCGCGGUGGAUGCAGGAGCUGGCGAUGCCAUCUCAGAUCAAGGCCGAUGUGCCGGCAUUUCUACGGUGGGCUCAGGCCCAGGCUAAGCGUACAUAG
This is a messenger RNA of Malassezia restricta, 828 nucleotides long. RefSeq names its product protein of unknown function (DUF3074). The record is from RefSeq and is a predicted model, not a curated record. Bases 1 to 828 code for a protein of 275 amino acids. The transcript has a single exon. NCBI's taxonomy places the organism in Eukaryota, Fungi, Basidiomycota, Malasseziomycetes, Malasseziales, Malasseziaceae.